AUGGCAUCUGCAGGCAUGUUGAUAGUCAUUGAGUUGGCUGAACUUCAACAUGCCUACUGCAAACUAAACAAACAGUACCAAGAUAAAAUGGCUGAAUUGAUCUAUGCAAACAACAGAGUGGAGCAGUAUGAGACAGAAGUAAAGAAAUUGAGAUUUCGAGUAGAAGACCUGAAAAGGGGGCUCAACCAUGCAGAAGAUGAGCUUGAUGACUCGCUAAAUCACAUUCGUAAACUUCAGCGAUCUCUGGAUGAGGAGAUAAAAAUGAAUGGUAAUCUACAAAUUCAGCUCAAUCAUCUACAGAGCAGAUUGAAGAGACAAAAAUUUGUGAGUUCUGCAUAUGAAAUCAAAUUGAGUGCUAAAUAUACUUCUGAGGACUCCACUGAAGCAGAGAAUGAAGAAAAAGAGGACCAUAGUAUAUUGACAAUAAAAUAA
Molecule: messenger RNA, 432 nt
Organism: Antechinus flavipes (yellow-footed antechinus)
Lineage: Eukaryota; Metazoa; Chordata; Mammalia; Dasyuromorphia; Dasyuridae
Product: coiled-coil domain-containing protein 102A-like
Exons: 4
Coding region: 1-432 (143 amino acids)
Source: RefSeq, a predicted model, not a curated record